UCUCUACCUGUCACCUGCCGCUGUUGCUGCUUUUGGCACUCGGGCUUGCCUUCCGCCGUAUCACGACUCGUACGGACAACCAGAAUCCCCCACCUGCCGCCACGUCAGCGCUUACCAAUUCUCAUGCCCUCUCUCGAACUGACAACUUUCCCUUUCGGCUCCUUGUUGGCAUCCUUCGGUUCGGCUGCUCUCUUUUUAACUUGAACGUUAGUCAACCAUUGUGGGAGGGGAGAGAAGUGAGUGCGCGCCGGUGAUCGUGGAAGGAUGAGUGGGAACGGCAGCUUGAGGGGGAGCUACUCGGCGUCGCACGAUGACUACAGGCUGCUGGAGGAAGUCGGUUACGGGGCCAGCGCGACCGUCUACCGAGGGAUCUACCUCCCAACCAAUGAGGUCGUCGCCGUCAAACGCUUGGAUCUAGAUCGCUGCAACAGUAACCUCGAUGAUAUACGAAGGGAAGCCCAAACAAUGAGCCUAAUAGACCAUCCAAAUGUAAUAAGAGCUUAUUGUUCAUUUGUUGUUGAGAGCUUUCUAUGGGUGGUCAUGCCAUUUAUGGCUGAAGGCUCGUGCUUGCACCUAAUGAAGAUUGCAUAUCCAGAUGGAUUUGAAGAGCCUGUUAUAUGUUCAAUACUUAAAGAAACACUAAAGGCUUUAGAGUACCUUCAUCAACAUGGCCAUAUACAUCGCGAUGUCAAGGCUGGGAAUAUCCUACUUGAUAAAUCUGGUGUGGUGAAGCUUGGAGACUUUGGUGUUUCAGCUUGCAUGUUUGAUAAGGGUGACAGACAACGAUCAAGAAAUACUUUUGUAGGAACACCAUGUUGGAUGGCUCCUGAGGUGUUACAGCCAGGAAGUGGGUAUGAUUUCAAAGCUGACAUCUGGUCAUUUGGAAUAACUGCGUUGGAAUUGGCACAUGGCCACGCUCCAUUUUCAAAAUACCCUCCAAUGAAGGUUCUCCUGAUGACUCUCCAAAAUGCACCUCCUGGACUUGAUUAUGAUCGUGAUAAGAAAUUUUCAAAGUCCUUUAAAGAGAUGAUAGCAAUGUGCUUGGUGAAAGAUCAAACAAAGAGACCAACUGUAGAAAAGUUGUUGAAGCACUCCUUUUUCAAACAUGCAAAUCCUCCUGAAAUAUUAUUGAAGGGCAUUUUAAAUGACCUGCCUCCGCUUUGGGAUCGUGUUAAGGCACUCCAGCUUACAGAUGCUGCACAGUUAGCUCUCAAGAAAAUGCCAUCCUCUGAACAAGAAGCACUAUCACAGAGUGAAUAUCAGAGAGGUGUUAGUGCAUGGAACUUCGACAUUGAGGAUCUCAAGGCUCAAGCAUCACUGCUUCAUGAUGAUGCUGACCCAAUUAAGGAAGAGGAGGGAACUAUCAAAAGUUUUGUUCUUAGCAAGCAUCCCUCGAUUUUGAGAUCCAAUGAUGAGAAGUCAGCAUUUAAUGAUAAAACCAACUCUAGAGUAAGCCCCUAUGGGUUCUCAGAGUCAAAGUGCAGCUCAAGUACAAGAGAUGAGAUAUUACAAACUGAUAUAGUAGAUUAUAGUAAUCAAGAAAGGCUUGAUAAAUGUGAGAGAUUUAGACUAAAAAAUGAUGAAGCACCAUCAACAUCAAAACGUGAUACACUGCCAAACCAAAGGAAAGUUGAGGUUGGAAAAAAGCACCAAACUUACAGUGGUCCACUUGUACCUUCUGGUUCAGAAAGAGUACAUACCUCAGAAAGGGUUGAUAGGGACAAUCAACAAGGAGCUGAGAGAUACAUACGUGAUACUCACAAAGUUCCAAAUUUCAGUGGACCACUAAUGCUUCCAAACCGCGCUUCGGCUAACAGCUUAUCUGCUCCCAUCCAUUCAUCAACAGGUUGUGGAGACUCAUUGGAGGAGAAGACCAAGCCUAGUGUGGUUCAAAUAAAAGGCCGGUUUUCAGUUACAUCAGAAAAUGUGGAUCUUGUAAAGGACCUGCCACUAUGUAACAUUUCAAGAAGGUCAACCCAGGGAUCUCCCUUGAGAAAAUCAGCGAGUGUGGGUGAUUGGUUAAUUAACUUAAAACCAGUGCCUCCAAUUGGAGUUCGUAACAGCAAUUCAGAGGAAGUCAACAACAGAAAUUCAAAGGAAGUUGGCAACAUAUUACCUGCAUCCAUUCUCAUGCCCCACCUGCAAAAUCUUUUCCAACAAACAUCUUUUCAACAAGGCCUUAUUACAAGUUUGUUGAAUAGCUUGCAGCAAAGUGAGAUAAUUGAUUUGCCUUCUCAAGCUCAACAUGUGGAGAAUGAGAAGUUGCUGGAUGCUGCAAAUAGUGAAAGGGAACGGGUACUGCUAAGUACCAUCUCAGAGCUACAAGCCAGGAUGAUUACUCUUACUGAUGAGCUUACUUUAGUAAAGCUUCAACAUAUUCAGUUGCAACAUGAGUUACAUGCAUUGUAUAAUGAGGAAGAUGAUGAUAAAAAAAAUGAAGUAGAGGAAACCUGAUCUAAUUCCUACAUUCUGUGGAUUCUGGAUCAUGCUGUCAUGCCAAAUAUAAAGAUAUUCCUGGCUGAGAUCUUGCCCAUACUUUGUUGGUUCACGAUUUCAUGUUAUAUAUCUUAAGGUCUAACCAAAAGCAGCCACGGCAAAUACGAAUUUCUAGGCUCUCACAACGUAUGGCUCGGGCAUUUUGUUGCUAACAAGGUCCAGAUAUGCUAUUUGGCAAGCCCACCUGGCGCUACAAAAUGGUGAGGAGCAUCAUGUGCAAUGUAUGCUGUUUUGUUCUCAGUGAUUCAACUUUAUUGGUUAAAUGUCGCUGCUGUUUUACUACUAGCAUUUGCACAAUGCUGCAAGGCUCUUUUUGAUAUUUCUUCUCUUUUAUAGGUUUUUUAUUGCUUUGAUUGUAUGCACGUUUUUUGAAGUUAAGAAGAUUGAAGAUCCACAAGCAGAUAAAACUGCUUUUACAUGUCUUGUUUAUUGUAUUCAA
Messenger RNA from Zingiber officinale, 2935 nucleotides. RefSeq names its product serine/threonine-protein kinase OSR1-like. Bases 265 to 2454 code for a protein of 729 amino acids. Gene Ontology annotation, biological process: protein phosphorylation. Gene Ontology annotation, molecular function: protein serine/threonine kinase activator activity; protein kinase activity; ATP binding. The transcript has 22 exons. Lineage: Eukaryota; Viridiplantae; Streptophyta; Magnoliopsida; Zingiberales; Zingiberaceae. The record is from RefSeq and is a predicted model, not a curated record.